Molecule: messenger RNA, 533 nt
Organism: Acanthoscelides obtectus
Lineage: Eukaryota; Metazoa; Arthropoda; Insecta; Coleoptera; Chrysomelidae
Source: the annotation of a GenBank genome assembly
GCAAAAUGCAAGAGGACCACAUGCGUGCGCGUGAUUCUCCGUCGCCGCCGCCGGCCCCCCGAUCAUUUAUUGCAAAUGAAAAAGUGGAAGAGCUCAUAGAUGAAGUGUCAAAAAGGCCAGCGCUAUACAAAAAAGAUAUGAAGCAAUACUCUGACAUUAAUGUUAAAAAAAAAUUAUGGGAGGAAGUGUGCGAAGCACUAAUAAGCAAUUGGGGAAAACUCAGUGCGAAUGAAAGAAAAGAUCAAGGUCAUGACAUCAAAAAAAAAAAAAAUGGAACAAUUUGCGGAGCUGCUUCGCUAGAGAACUUAAAGCUCAAAAGUCUGUUAAAUCUGGACAAGCAGCUCCUAAACGACGACCAUAUGUUUACUUUGAGCGCAUGUUGUUUUUGGCCCCUUGUAUGCAAUCACGGGCUACUGAAGGCAGUAUUGAAAGUGAAUCAAACCAAGAUGACGCUGAUUUAUCAGAAGAAGCACAAUCACAGCCGCAACGAAAACGAAAAACUAAACAAAGCGACUAUGAUGAACAAGUAUUAA